Molecule: messenger RNA, 1815 nt
Organism: Trichoderma asperellum CBS 433.97
Lineage: Eukaryota; Fungi; Ascomycota; Sordariomycetes; Hypocreales; Hypocreaceae
Biological process (GO): DNA-templated transcription; regulation of transcription by RNA polymerase II; nucleotide-excision repair
Cellular component (GO): transcription factor TFIIH holo complex; transcription factor TFIIH core complex
Molecular function (GO): zinc ion binding
Source: RefSeq, a predicted model, not a curated record
CCACCACCCAAUUCUUCCUACCAACUACACUCAUUUGUUGCCCCCCCUUUCUUAGUUCAAUUUCUCCUUUAAUCACACAAUCUAGACGCUUUUAGACUGCUGGCUCCAUCCAAUUCACAAUGGCCGACUCCGAUGGCGAGUACGUCGCCGACAUGUCGGACGACGACAUCAUGGACCACACCGUGACCGACGGCGACCCGAGCGCAACGCGAACCAAGGGCUCAAAGUCGUUCAAGAAGAAGCGCGACCGCAACGAAUCGAAGGCGUGGGAGCAGUCCAAGCGAACAUGGGAGACGGACCUCCCCGAGGAAGACGAUGGCAUGCUCAACCUGGCGGGCUACGAGGCCGAGCGGCGCAGGCGGCUGCUGCGCGACACGACGCCCCUGCAGAGAGGCAUCAUACGGCACCUGGUGCUGGUGCUGGACAUGUCGUUCGCCAUGGCCGAGAAGGACCUGCUGCCCACGCGGCACAGGCUGACGCUGAGCUACGCGGCGGCGUUUGUGAGGGAGUACUUUGAGCAAAACCCGAUUUCACAGCUGGCCAUUGUGGGCAUGAGGGAUGGCGUGGCGGUUCGGAUAAGCGAUAUGGGAGGCAAUCCCGCCGAGCAUCUGGAGCGGCUGCGAGAUUUGGAGGGCCAGGAUCCACAGGGCAAUCCGAGCUUGCAGAAUGCGUUGGAAAUGUGUCGUGGAGCGUUGUUUCAUGCUCCCUCGCACGGAACACGAGAAGUGCUUAUUAUCUACGGCGCUCUACUAUCGAGUGACCCGGGCGACAUUCACGACACUAUCAGCAACCUCAUCGCCGAGCGAAUACGAGUAUCUGUUGUCGGACUGUCUGCUCAGGUUGCUAUUUGCGCAGAGCUCUGCUCGAGAACGAACGCGGGCGACGAAUCACAAUACAAUGUCGCCAUGGACGAAACACACUACAAGGAGCUCUUCCUGGCGGCAACUACACCCCCCGUGAACCGAACAAAAGAGCAGAGCACAUCUAGUCUCCUAAUGAUGGGCUUCCCGUCACGGACUCUUGCUCCCGGAGGGACCACAAGCUACUGUGCUUGUCACAGCAAGCCUUGUCGAGAGGGCUAUCUCUGCACUCGAUGCAGCGUCAAAGUCUGCAGACUACCUUCAGAGUGUCCCGCCUGUGGGCUGACGCUUAUUCUAUCUACACAUCUUGCUCGGUCAUAUCACCAUCUCUUCCCACUGCGAAAUUGGGUCGAAGUGCCUUGGGCCGAAGCGACGCAGUCCACAGCUUGUUUCUCCUGCCAGAGUCCCUUUCUGGAGCCCCCGAAGCCUAACAAGGAAAAAGGAAAAGACGAAGCACCCGUCAAGGCGCCCGCCAAGGGCGUAAGUGAAAGCGGGAGGUAUAAGUGCCAAGUGUGCGGGAACCACUUCUGCAUUGACUGUGAUGUCUUUGCUCAUAUGGUGAUACAUAACUGUCCCGGAUGCCAGAGCCAGUCACAGGCUGUACCUGCUGGUGUUGAUGGCGUUGCGGCAGCCGUGCCGGUGGAAGCAAAUGGGAAUGGGCAUACGAACGGUAGUGGAGUCAUGGUCAUAGACGGAUAGUUGAAUAAGACUCUCUCGGGUGAGCAGGAGGAGGAUCUAGGCUGGAAACAGCUUCAAAAAGUACUUUUGAGAAUGGCUGUUGUUUGCGCGUGGUCUGGAUAUUACUACAGAUAUAACCUCUUUUCUCUUUCUUUAUCUAUAGCUACUUACAGCGCCUGGGUUUGAGCGAGCAUGUAUGGAGUACACGGUUGGUGCCCUAUUAUUACAAAAGGGGAGAUACCUUUUUUUUUUCUUUUUUUUUUUUUUCUCUCGGGCU